Molecule: messenger RNA, 2361 nt
Organism: Geosmithia morbida
Lineage: Eukaryota; Fungi; Ascomycota; Sordariomycetes; Hypocreales; Bionectriaceae
Product: Rab5 GDP/GTP exchange factor
Exons: 5
Coding region: 1-2361 (786 amino acids)
Biological process (GO): vesicle-mediated transport
Cellular component (GO): endocytic vesicle; cytosol
Molecular function (GO): guanyl-nucleotide exchange factor activity; ubiquitin binding; small GTPase binding
Source: RefSeq, a predicted model, not a curated record
AUGGCUCGAGACCUGACUACUGGUGACCUCGUUCAGGUGGCUGGCGAGGAAGCACCAGCUCAACAGGAGGCAGGAGUGGACAAGCCGGGGGACAAGCCGGGGGACAAGCCGGGGGACACUGCGACCCAGCAGCAAGCACAGGAGGACACAUUGAUCCAAGUUCGAGAGAGCGACGACAAGAACAAGCCCGCGCCACCGGAGAAGCAGGAUGCAGCGGCCGGCAUCUUGUCUCCUGAGCAGCCGAGAAAGGAGCAGCAGCCCGGCCUCCCAGACCGCCUCGACGUUCCCGAACCAUCCAACUACAUCGACCCAACACCCCCGACCCCGACAGCCUCGCAGCCCCCCUCACGCACACCCUCCAACGCAACCCGCUCACACGAUGCCGACGACGAAGGCCCCGGUGCCGGAUCAGACGGCGGCGACGUCGAUAAGAAAGAUGCGACCGACGACGAGAAUGCUACGCCCGGGUCGCAGUCGGAGAUCCAGAGCAUAAUGGAGCAGUUCAGCGAGGUGGGCGCCGGCCCCGGUGUUGACGAGGUCAUGAGCCCGCGCCUCGAGAUCGCCUCGCCCAGGUUCAGCAACCUACCCACUGGGUCACAGCAGCAGCAGCAGCAACCUCCCCUUCCGCAGCACCCGCCUCGAAAAUCCAGCCUCGAACCUCUGUCGACGGCAGCACCGCCGAAUUCCUCCAUCGUGCAACAGAUGCAGAGCCUGAACCUGGUCGACCCAGCGACGGCGACCCCACAGAAGCAGCCGGGCGAGGAGGACGACCACCCGCCGCCGCCGGUGCCGCCCAAGGACGACGAGGUGCCGCUCGCAUCGCCGCGGCCGCAGCUCGACCGGUCACCGACAGCCACAUCGGAGCCGAUGCCGCCGUCAUCGCCGACGCUGCACCGGCGGCCGCCGCCGGAGCCGGAACCAGAGUCAACGCUGCCGUUCGACUUCCACCGGUUCCUGGAGCAGCUUCGCAACAAGAAGGCCGACCCGGUGGCGCGGUACCUCAAGUCUUUCCUGCAGGAGUUCGCCAAGAAGCAGUGGAUGGUGCACGAGCAGGUCAAGAUCAUCAGCGACUUCCUCGCCUUCAUCGCCAACAAGAUGGCGCUGUGCGAGGUGUGGGCCGAGGUGCCGGACGCCGAGUUCGACAACGCGCGCGAGGGCAUGGAGAAGCUCGUCAUGAACAGGCUGUACUCGCAGACCUUCUCGCCCGCCAUACCCGCCCCCAAACCCAUACCCGGCGCCAAGCCGAAGAGGAGGGGGGCGGACCCCCCGCUGGGCCCCGGCCGGCACGGCCAGCACCAGGAGGACGUCGAGAGGGAUGACAUACUCACCCAGAAAAUCAACAUCUACGCCUGGGUCCGCGAGGAGCAUCUCGACAUCCCGCAGAUCGGAGACUCUGGUCGGCGAUUCCUCAAGCUAGCGCAGCAAGAGCUUCUCAAGAUCAAAUCGUAUAGGGCACCGAGGGACAAGAUAAUCUGUGUGCUCAACUGCUGCAAAGUCAUAUUUGGUCUCCUCAAGCACAACAAGUCGGACUCGUCGGCCGACUCAUUCAUGCCCAUGCUCAUCUUUGUUGUUCUGCAAUCCAACCCCGAGCAUCUCGUCUCCAACGUGCAGUACAUUCUGCGUUUCAGAAACCAGGAAAAGCUAGGAGGCGAAGCAGGCUACUACUUAUCAUCGCUGAUGGGCGCCGUCCAAUUCAUCGAGAGCAUGGAUCGUACGUCCCUGACCAUCUCGGACGAGGAUUUCGACAAGAACGUCGAGGCAGCCGUGUCGGCCAUCGCCGAGCGUCACCAAGCUGCCAACCUCUCCCCCGCCAUACGACAACAGUCGACCUUUGACGGUGGGAGCAGCAGACCUCAGCAGGGGUACCCAGCGCGGACGACAUCCCUGGUCGACUCCGGCCCCUCGACCACCACCACCAGCAGUCCAGACGACUCGGUCCCCAUGAGCGGUCUCUUCAAGACCAUCCAGAAACCCCUAUCUACAAUCGGCCGCAUCUUCGGCGAGGACUCUGCGGCCAGCAGUCCCGAUGAAGACGACGAUGACGACGACGACGAAGACGACGACGACGACGACGAUGCUCGCCAUCAUGGCCUACCUCCCCCACCCAUAUCCAAGGAGGCCGGGGCAGGUGGAAGGCCAUCGUCCCGCCACGACCUGUCGGCCGAGGAGGCUGCCGCUCGUCAAGCCAGCGCCGAGACGGCCGAGGCUCAGAGGCUACAUCGUGCGGAGCACGCUAGCGUCGUCGAGACCCUGGCUGGCAUGUUUCCCGAUCUAGAUAGGGAUGUCAUUUCUGAUGUUGUCCAUGAGAAAGAGGGGAGGGUCGGUCUGGCCGUCGACGCCUGUCUCGCCCUGUCGAAUUGA